UCCGGUUGUAUUAAAUAAAAGCCUAGCAACGCCCUGUCAACAUUUACUCGAGUGGAACUUUUUUUUUUAAAUUAAAUUUGCACCUACAGCUGAUGUGUAGUCAAGAUGGGGGGUGCCUUCUUCAGACCCAACGCCGAGUUCGUCAUCAUAGUCCACACAGGUGACCGGCUCAACUCUGGCACCGAUUCCAACGUUCACCUGGUUCUCCGCGACGAGAAGGGAAACCACUCCGACCCGAUUUUGUUAGACAACCCGCUGAGGAACGACUUAGAACGCGGGUCCGUGGAUACCUUCUGUGUUCCUUUAGACAAGACAAAGUUCUUAUUGAAACACGGGAAGCUUACGUGUAUCGAGAUCACUAGCGACAACUCCGGGCUAGGCGCCGAGUGGUUCGUGGAUCGAAUCCACGUGGAGAACAAAUCCUGCAAUAAGACGUUCACGUUUCCGGUGUUCCGGUGGAUUAAGGGAAACAGGCAGUACCGGAUUAACCUGCUGGACACCUGCCUGCCCCAGAGCGAGCCGCCGGCCACGGUCCAACAGAGACAGGAUGAGAUCUUGGAGAAGAGGAAACUAUACCAGUACGACCAGAAGUUUCCAGAGAGGUUUCCUGGUGGGCCAGUACAGAUCAAGACGUUACCGGAGGAUGAGGAGUUUUCUAAUUCGUACAAGUGGGACAUCCAAAAGCAAAAAAUCCAGUUGAAGGUGGCCAGUAAAAUCACCAUGUGGACUAGCGGUGUCUGGAACAGUUUGGACGAUUUGACCAACAUCUACACCAAAGAGGUGUUCACUAAACCAAAGGGUGCCUACUAUUGGCGGGACGACCUGAACUUUGGCCUUCAACGUCUGGCUAGACUCAACAACUGCCUCAUCCGGCUCGUGACCUCCAUUCCAGAGAAGUUCCCUGUGACUGACGAUCUCCUGAAGCCUGUCAUAGACGGUCUGAGCAUCAACGAGGCCAUUGCACAGAAGCGGUUGUUUAUUUGUGAUCUAGAGAUACUGGAUGGGCUGCCGGUUAAAGAGAAUAAAGUGCUCUGUGCACCCAUCGCUCUGUUCUUUGUCGACAUGUCCAAACAGCUACGACCAGUGGCCAUUCAACUUUUCCAGACACCUGGACCCGACAAUCCGAUUUUUACCCCCAUGUGUCCACCCCUGACAUGGACUGUGGUCAAGAUGUGGUACAACUGCUCAGAUGCUGCAUACCACCAGGCAUUGACACAUCUGGGUUUCACCCACCUGCUGAUCGAGGGCACCGCCAUAGCCGCACACCGGAACCUGUCGCUGUCACAUCCGGUGUUCAAACUUCUGGCGCCACACUUCCUCUACGUCAUGAACAUCAACAAACGAGCGUUAGAGGUCCUGGUGGCUGACGGCGGAUGGAUCGACAUCGCCAUGUCAUACGGCAACAAGGGACUAUUUGCCCUCGUCGUUAAAGGAUUUAAUCAGUGGAGGAUGGACGUAGAUGGGACCUUGCCAGAGGACCUAAAAAGACGAGGCGUCGAUGACCCCAACGUCCUACCGUCCUAUCACUACAGGGACGACGCUCUGCUCAUUUACAACGCCAUCAAAAAGUACGCCACGUCCUACCUCCAGCUCUACUACACCACGUCUGAGCACCUUGAGAAAGACACGGAACUACAAGACUGGGUGGCCGAACUGGUUAAAGAGAGGAACUUUUCUGAAGGUGGCGUGGGAAUUUUGGGUGUUCCAGGCAAUGGGAAGGUGAGCAGCAUUGACCAGCUGAUCCAGAUAGUGACCUGCGUCAUCUUCACCUGCAGUGUCGGGCAUGCCGCCGCCAACUUCCCCCAGUAUGAUGAGUACGGUUUCCCUCCCAACUACCCGGCCAUGAUGAACGGAAACCCCCCAACAGACCCCCAAACGAGUGUGACAGAAAAAGACAUCCUGGACAGCUUGCCAGAUAAAUCGACUACGCUUGACACAAUGCUCAUCACCAAAGUACUCAGCACCAAGGGUACCAACAGUCUCGGCCAUUUUGAGGUCCAGUACAUAUUUGACCCGCAGGCUAUGCCCUUCGUGGAUGAAUUCCAUUCCGAUUUGAUGGAGAUCAGCAAGAUCAUAAAAGAAAGAAACGAAACAAGAAAUCCCCAGUAUGGCUACCUGGAUCCGGAGUACAUCCCCAACAGCAUUAGCAUUUAGAUUUAACUCCCUUGCUAUAUUGACACUGCUGGUAACAAUGACUGAGGCUUUAACUUUAAUUCAUUACAUUACAGGGAUUCUCAUCUUUUCGCAAUAUUGACCUAUUGAAAUUAUCAAGAAAGUAAGGAUGUUUUGUUGUUUUGAGUUUGUAUGCAUUUUCUAAUUCAAGGAGAUUACAUUUUUCACUUGUGGAGAGACUUUGAAAUAUUUUAUUAUUAUUGUAUUAUUGUAUUAUAUUUAAUUAUAUUUUAUUAUUAGUAAUCUUACAAUAAACUUGUGUUCAUUGGGUGCCAGCUUCUUGUUACUUUUUGUACAUAUUCAGUUUAGGUCUGAAAUUAUGAAGCUAGAG
Molecule: messenger RNA, 2503 nt
Organism: Physella acuta
Lineage: Eukaryota; Metazoa; Mollusca; Gastropoda; Physidae
Product: allene oxide synthase-lipoxygenase protein
Biological process (GO): lipid oxidation
Molecular function (GO): oxidoreductase activity, acting on single donors with incorporation of molecular oxygen, incorporation of two atoms of oxygen; protein binding; metal ion binding
Source: RefSeq, a predicted model, not a curated record